Molecule: messenger RNA, 3049 nt
Organism: Phlebotomus argentipes
Lineage: Eukaryota; Metazoa; Arthropoda; Insecta; Diptera; Psychodidae
Gene: pyx
Product: transient receptor potential channel pyrexia
Exons: 7
Coding region: 245-3040 (931 amino acids)
Biological process (GO): monoatomic ion transport; transmembrane transport
Cellular component (GO): membrane
Molecular function (GO): monoatomic ion channel activity; protein binding
Source: RefSeq, a predicted model, not a curated record
GAGUAUUUAAUUCGCAUUUCAGCCGUUUAAUGCGUUAUUUCCUUUUGAAUUUACCCAUGCAUACACAAGCAGGAGUAUUUGAACUACAAAUAAAUUAAACCUGCAGGGAUAAUAUUUUGGAAAAUAACACUAUUUUUCUUUUUGGUAGAAAAAGUAGAAGGAAAAGCGUAGACAUGUGCUUUCGAUACAUUGAGUAAGCAGAAGGAAUAAUAAACACAAGGACAACAGAAGAAUUGACCUAAAUAUGGAUUCAGUGCGCUUUUCAAUUAUAGAGAGCGACUUGAAGUGGAACCAAAAAAACGAGGAGAAUCUGGAAGGAGAGGAGGAUAAUAAGAGCAUUUCGAGCGAGGGCAGUGUUGAGGGAGGAACUGUUGAUGUGUCCACGAUUCCCAACAGGCAGCACAAUUCUCCGUGCGAACAGGAGAUCUGGCAGUCCUUCGAGAUUGAUAACUCCCUGAAGAACCUGCCCAAUUACGAGAAGAUCCAUGAGUUGAUAGAGUGUGGCGAUCUCGACGGCCUGACUCACAUUCAGAGGGACAUAAAUACGGCUCUUCUUCUGGCCGUUUGGCAUCAGCGACCGAGUUGCGUGGUUUCGCUCCUCAACGAGUUCAAUGCUGAUCCCAAUACGUCAGAUCUCAAGGGACGCACUCCGCUACAUUUAUCCUGCUCACGAGGAGACUUCUUCACCACGAAAGUUCUUCUCAGGCACGGCGCAAAGUCUCAUCAAUGGGACGAUAGCUUGAAAGCUACUCCGCUUCACUGCGCUGCCAGUGCCGGCAGCGCCGAAUGCAUCCAACUUCUCUUGCGCAACGGAGCUCAACUCAAUGCCGGAAUCGAGAGGAGGUCAGCACUUCACUAUGCUGUGGAGAGGAACAUCGUGCACUGCGUCCAGAUCCUGCUACAGUACGGCGCCAAUCCCAACACUCCUCAGGUUUACACCGAGACUCCACUUCACGUGGCCGCCAGUCUGGGCUACGACAGGUGCAUUAAACUGUUGCUGGAUCACGGCGCAGACGUUCGAUCACAGUUCGGCAAGAGACGCUUGACGGCACUUCAUCUCGCCGCUGAGGAUGACUACAUGGAGUGCGUGCGACUGCUUCUGGACGCGGGAGCGAAGAUAGACGUGAGAAAUCACUUAGAUCAGACUCCUCUCAUCCUGGCAUGCCUCGGCCAGUCCACUUCCACCCUUGAGAUCCUCAUAAAGCGCGGCGCUGACGUUCACACCGUGUACAAGGAUGGCCGAACGGCGCUUCACGCGGCCAUCGUGAAGGACAACAAGUCGUGGGAUUGCGCCAAAAUGCUUCUGCGCGCCGGUGUGGACGUCAACCGACCAGACAACUACGGUUACACACCAGUUCAUCUGGCCGCUCUCAAUGAGUUCAGCUCCUGCGUUCACAUGCUAAUCGAGCACGGCGCAGACAUAACAGCGCGCACGAACGGCGGCGUCAGUGCACUCUCCUUCAUAGUCCGGCGCACACCAGAAGUCAUCCCCAAGUACAUCUCCAAGUUCGACAGUUCCAUCAAAGUCAACGAGCACGAGAUUGGCGACGUGGACUGCGAGAUCAAGCUGGACUUUCGUCUGCUGGUGCCCAAUAAUGAGCGCGGCGAAACCGAACUCUUGCUGGCCUUCAUCGAGGUCGGACAGAAGCGUAUCCUCAAGCAUCCGCUGUGCGAGACAUUUCUCUUCCUCAAGUGGCGCCGCAUCCGGAAGUUCUUCCUCUUCAGCCUCUUCUACCACUCGAUCUACGUGCUCCUGUUCACUCUCUACGUUCUCGGCGUGUACGUGAAAGACUGUCCCAUCGCUUCCAGCUCAACCGACCACUGCAAAAUCCCUCCAUACAUCAUGCCCGUGGGAUACUUAGUGCUCAUCCUGAACUUCCUCCUUCUGGCAAAGGAACUCUUCCAAAUGGCACACGGCUUCAGUUCUUACGUAAAAUAUUGGGAGAAUUGGCUGCAAUGGACAAUCAUCUUGGGCGGAUUUCUCUGUGCAACUCCACAAGCCAUCAUCUCAGAUGAUUUAACACUCGUUCCCAAAUGGCAACAUCACAUGGCGGCGGUGGUAAUAUUCCUCGUCUGGGUGGAACUUAUGAUGCUGGUUGGGCGAUUCCCCAUCUUCGGCCUCUACGUGCAGAUGUUCACCAAAGUUGCUGUGAACUUCUCCAAAUUCCUCCUCGCUUAUUGCUGUCUUCUCGUGGCUUUUGGCUUGAGCUUUGGCGUGCUUUUCGCCAACUAUCCAGCCUUCAAGACGAUUCCUUGGGCACUGCUUAAGACCAUCACGAUGAUGGCUGGAGAAUUGGAAUUCGAGGAUAUCUUCUAUGACAAUGAAAGACCACUCAACUAUCCUGUCACUGCUCACGCAAUGUUCCUGGCAUUCGUUCUCUUGGUCACAGUAAUUCUCACCAAUCUCUUGGUGGGUUUGGCUGUUAGCGAUAUUCAAGGAUUGCAAGCAUCGGCAGGACUGGACAGACUCUCGCGUCAGGCUGAACUCGUGUCACGCCUUGAAGGACUCUUCUUCUCAAAGCUACUGAGAAAGCUUCCACCGAGACUGCUGGCAAUAUGCCAAAGAAGCGCUUUGCUGAGAACAUCUCGAUGGCAUUUGCAAUUUUGCAUUAAACCCAACGAUCCUCGCGAGAGAAGACUCCCCAAGGAUCUCAUGCUGUCUGUCUACAAACUAGUGGCGGAGAGACGUGAUCGCAAUCAGAGCAUGAAGCGAAAGAGGAAUUCUCAGAACUACAAUCUCUUUAAGGACUCCAUUAACGACAAGACCAACACAGUUCAGCUGCGAAAGCACACAUCUCAACUCAACUCCAAUCCUCGACCGAAAACCGUUGCUGAAAACUCGAGGAUCUUUUACAGAAACGCCAGAUCGACUCCUCCGCCGAUAACUCUUCCGCAAAUCACUGAUCUCGAUGGAGACAGCAACAAGUCGAACGUGAGCGGAAUUGUUGAGCGACUGGAGAAGAUGGAAGAAGAGAUGUCGAAGCGAUUUGACGAGAUCAAUCGCGAUAUUGUCUUCAUCAAGAUGCGCAUGGAAACUUGACCAAAGAAU